GGAGUUAUUGAUGAGGAAGAGACUUUAUAACCCCCCUCCAUCCUCUCAUCUCACCAUUACCAGGAGGAUCUUCGGAGGGCUGAGACUGGACAAAGGGAGAGAAGACUUCAACCAAACCAACCACACCGGACACAGAGACCGCAGGGCGAUGGAGCUGAGUGUGGCGGUGUUGCUGUUGGUGGUCCCUGCGUUUCUUGCACAGGAAGACUUGGAAGGUAAAAUGUUCGUCUUCCCCAACGAAACCGACUCGUCUCAUGUCAUUCUAAGACCUACAAUUACAAAGCCAUUGCAGGAAGUCACCGUCUGUCUACGUUCCUACAGUGAACUUUCCCGCCAGUAUCCUCUCUUCUCUUUAGCUACUCCAACAGACAGAAAUGCUUUUCUAAUCAGGUUCCAGGCUCCAACCACCUAUACUGUAUCCAUAAAUCGUACAAGCAUUAGUUUCAAGAGAGAUUCAGAGCCUCCAGACUGGAGCCAUAUCUGUGUGACCUGGGACUCGAAAAAAAAAGAGGUCCAAUUUUGGGCCAAUGGGAAGAACUCCACCAAAGGAUAUACUUGGGGACAGUAUUCUAUUGCAGUUAAAAGCAGCAUUAUUCUGGGACAGGAACAAGACACUUUUGGUGGAGGUUUUAAUGCUUCUCGGUCAUUGGUCGGUGAAAUAGGUGACGUCCACAUGUGGGAUUAUGUCCUGACUCGGGAAGACAUCCAGAAGGUCCUCUCUGGUGAUCACCAUGGAAAUGUCAUUAAUUGGAAGUCUCUACUCUAUGAAAUGAAAGGGGACGUUCUUCUCCAGCCUACACAUUUGCACCUGGAAGGUAAAGUCUUCGUCUUCCCCCGUGAAGCCAACACAUCUCAUGUCCUUCUAAGACCUACAAUCACAAGGCCAUUGCAGAAAGUCAGCGUCUGUCUACGUUCUUAUUCAGAUCUUCCACGCUCCUAUACGGUCUUCUCUCUCGCUACUCCCGGGAAGGACCAUGCCUUUAUAAUCAGCAUACAACCUCCACACACUUGUUCUGUAUAUAUCAACCAGAAGGUCACUCGUUUUAAAACAGACUCUGAGUCUUUGAGACACACCUGUGUGACCUGGGACUCCGACACCGGAGUGGUCCAACUUUGGGUCAACGGGAAACUCUACCCGGAAGGAGUUUCCAUGAAAGGAUCUUCUAUCGCAGCCGAAACCAGCAUUGUUCUGGGACAGGAACGAGACUCUUUUAAUGUUUCUCAGUUGUUUUUCGGUGAAAUAGGUGACGUCCACAUGUGGGAUUAUGUCCUGACUCCAGAAGACAUCAAGAAGGUCAUCUCUGGUGACCUCCAUGGAAAUGUCAUUAACUGGCUAUCUCUACACUAUGAAAUCAAAGGCAACGUUUUUGUCCAGCCUAAACACCAAUACUUGGAGGGUAAAGUCUUCGUCUUCCCCAAAGAAACCGACACGGCUCAUGUCACUCUAAGACCUACAAUUACAAAGCCAACGAAGAAAGCCACCGUCUGUCUACGUUCCUACAGUGAUCUUUCCCGUCCCUAUACUUUGUUCUCUAUGGCUACUCCAAGAUACGCCGAUGCCUUUCACAUCUCCUUCCAGCCUCCAUACACCUAUCAGGUAUUCAUAAAUAAUGUAGGGACUGCGUUUACACCAACCCGGAAACCUUUUUACUGGAGGCACAUCUGUGUGACCUGGGACAGCUUUACAAGGGCCCUCUAUCUUUAUCUCAAUGGAAAGCUCUCCUCUGAAAGGCCUUACAUGAACAAUUAUUAUUAUAUUGCUUAUUAUAUGGAUGCUGAAAGCAGCAUUGUUCUGGGACAGGACCAAGAUUCAUUUGGUGGAAGGUUUAAUGCUUCUCAGUCAUUGGUCGGUGAAAUAGGUGACGUCCACAUGUGGGAUUAUGUCCUGACUCAGGAAGACAUCCAGAAGGUCCUCUCUGGUGAUCUCCAUGGAAACGUCAUUAAUUGGAACUCCUUACGUUGUGAAAUGAAAGGGGAAGUUCUCGUCACGCCCGAACCUCAACACUUGGAGGAUAAAGUCUUCGUCUUCCCCAAAGAAACCGACACGGAUUAUGUCAUUCUAAGACCUACAAUCACAAGACCAUUAAAGAAACUCAGCGUCUGUCUACGUUCUUAUACCGACCUUUCCCGCCCCUAUACUCUCUUCUCCCUCGCUACUCCCGGGAAGGACAAUGCCUUUGUGAUCUACUUACAGCCUCCAAACACUUGUUCCGUAUAUAUCAACCAGGAACUCACUAGUUUUAGGACAGACUCUGAGUCUUUGAACUGGAGGCACAUCUGUGUGACCUGGGACUCCAACACCGGAGUGGUCCAACUUUGGGUCAAUGGGAAACCCUACCCCAGAAGAGUCUCCAUGAAAGGGUCUUCUAUCGCUGCUGAGACCAGCAUUGUUCUGGGGCAGGAACAAGAUUCUUUUGGUGGAAAGUUUGAUGAGAAACAGUCAUUGGUCGGUGAAAUAAGUGACGUCCACAUGUGGGAUUAUGUCCUGACUCCAGAAGACAUCAAGAAAGUCAUCUCUGGUGGACACAAUGGGAAUGUCAUUAAUUGGUUAUCUCAAUACUGUGAGAUCAAAGGGGAAGUUCUUGUCCAGCCCACAUUUCAGUGAAAGCCAAUGAGCUCAUCAUAUACACUUUGUUGUUUGGAUGCCCCAACUGCUGAUUCUGAAUUACAGUGACAAUGAUGAUUUAUUUGUCAUCCCCAUAAAUAAUGAGAGUUGACAAUGAUAAGUGAAUAUUAAAUAAUCAAUGGAUCAAUGAUCUUAUAGUGUAACUAAAACAUUGGGUCACAUGAAACACAUGUAAACAGGAUUCUAAAUCAAUGGAGUUUGUAUUUUCACAAUGGUAACAUAAUAGUCCUGGUUGUAUAAUCUUAUAAUCAAUAUUAACAUAAACUAUCUAAAAUAAAAUAUAUAUAAAAGCAAUA
Rana temporaria (common frog) is the source of this 2922-nucleotide messenger RNA. RefSeq lists its product as uncharacterized. The record is from RefSeq and is a predicted model, not a curated record. Bases 11 to 2605 code for a protein of 864 amino acids. Lineage: Eukaryota; Metazoa; Chordata; Amphibia; Anura; Ranidae. The transcript has 6 exons.